Bombus huntii is the source of this 6738-nucleotide messenger RNA. RefSeq lists its product as uncharacterized. Lineage: Eukaryota; Metazoa; Arthropoda; Insecta; Hymenoptera; Apidae. Gene Ontology annotation, cellular component: nucleus. The transcript is spliced from 5 exons. Gene Ontology annotation, biological process: regulation of transcription by RNA polymerase II. The record is from RefSeq and is a predicted model, not a curated record. The coding region runs from base 988 to 4881 and encodes 1297 amino acids. Gene Ontology annotation, molecular function: DNA-binding transcription factor activity, RNA polymerase II-specific; sequence-specific DNA binding.
GAACGCGACGCACGCGCCUCCGCUUCGCUUCUUCCUUCUCUACGAGUAUACUCUCCGCACUUAGAGGCAUAUUUCCCUCGCUUUCUCGCCACCGAGUACUAUCAUCAUCAUCAAAUGAGAGAAGAGACCGGCUCUCUCUCUCUCUCUCUAUCGAAUUCGUUCCUGGGAAUAUUCAGUUAGUCUGUUCGUGAACGUCCACCUAGUUUUCGCAACACCAGAGAACAUAUUAUUCCUGUUUGUUUUGCUCUCGCGCGUUUGCUUUGAAUCUCUCAUCGAGAAAGCCGCUUCUCCGCUCAGCUCUUCUUUCGUCUCGCACAGCCGCUUUUGCUCUUCGGAUCCGUGCUGUUGCACUACACCGAGUUACGAUGUCUUCCUGCUAAAACGUUCCAUGUUUAAUCUCGUUCGUACCAGCCUCGAUCAUCGUCAUAUAUCUUUUGGUGCUCGUAAUCGAAGAACACGUAUCCAGUUCCACGAUCUCCUACUCGUAUUUUUUGCAACCAUCGCUCCUGGAAAAAUCUUUGUCUCGAAUUAUCGAACACCAUUCAACGCAACGAUAUCAAAUCUUCAGCAUCCGUCUGCGUGAUUUGCCGUGGCACGUUCUUCCAGUAAAUGUUUCUCGAAUUUGAAAAUUUUCCAAGAAUUAUUGUAAUAUCACCGAUAAGAUUGGCCGUUUCUCUGAAAAAGGCCAUUUGCGUGCAGGCCCCGUGGGCAGUCGGACAUUGUUGAAUGCUCUGCUCCUGCUCAAGGCCCAUACGGUUGUCCUCCAUGGAGGGCGCCGAUCGCUCGGAUCUCAGGGACGGCAGACGAGUUCGCGGACAGAAUGGAGACAGUUGGAGUUGCGAAACGACUUAAAGGCUUUGCCGUGAUAACGGAUUGUCGAGGUCGAGCCUCGUGUUUGGAGGUUCGGUUUUCGCGAAAGGACAGAGUGGUGCGGAAGGUUCGUGGAGGGGGCAGAAGAUCGUGCGGCUCGAAGGUUGAACGCUCCAAAUGGAAUUGCCUUCGGCUCCAGAUCGUCGUUUAGAAGCUCAAGAAGGUUCUACCUCGGCUGAUUUAGCGGAAACGGUUAGUGGUGGUGCAUUGACUAUAGAAUCAGCGAAAACGAUUGGUGCGUCGACGACAGUGUCGUCGUCAACUACAUCGGAAAACGGAUCAACGAAGCGCGACAAUGAUGCCGAUUCUUCGAUGGCUACCGAAGAAAUACGCGAUGCUACUCGUCGAUCCGUCGACAACCAAGUGUUCAUCAAUCUAGAAUUAUGUGAGGCUCCGGUCGAGACCUCGAACAACUUUUCACACGGCGAAGGUCAAUUAGACAUCUCCGGUAUGGGUCUGAAACUUGGAAAAGAUAAGACGCAACCUGAAGAUGCGGGUAUCGAUGUAGAAGUGAAAUCGAACGAAUCCGUGGAUGAACAAGAUUGUUCGAUGUCGACGCCGACGCCGACGCCGACGCUGACGCCGACGCUGACGUUGACGCCGACGCUAACUCCGACGCUGACGCCGACGCUGACGCCGACGCCGACGCCGACGCCGACGCCAACGUCGAUGUCGUUGUCGGUUCAGUGUACCGAGAAAGAGACAGACGAUUCUAAAGUGGAUGAUAGUUACGGUGCAGGAUUCACCACCUCAUCGCCGUUGUGUAGAAAAAGACCGGCCAGCGAUUUUUUGCCGAUCAAUGCGGAGAUCAAGCGGAUCGGCGUUGAAAUUUCGGAGAAUGAAUCGAAUCAAGUAAGAAGCGACGUGAGGAGGAUCUCACCGGUGUUGGUGAGCCUCCGAGAGCGUACCCUGGGUGAGAUAUCCCUGUCGUCGAACUCGUGCCUGUUCGACGACGAUGUCAACAGUCGAUGCAUCUCAAGGAACAAUAGGAUUAUCGAUGAUUUAUUAACGAGUGGUUGUAGGUUAUCAACGAAUGUAAGCGUGGACGGUUCUUUUCAAACGAAUCACGGUUCCGAGGAGAUAAGCUGUACCGAGUCGGAGCAUAGGGUCUGCAGAGUAACGACGUCGCCGGAAGGUGAAUGUACCAACGGCAGCGUCGAGGAGGCGCUGGUAGAGCCCUGUAAAAAGCUCGAAUACUCGGACUCGUUUAUUGAUGAGGAUUCUUGUUGUUCGCUGUCGCGCGACAGCCCCGAGAGAAAUCUCAGCAAGUGCCAGGAACCGAAACAGUGCGAGGAGCCCAUCGAGGAGUGCUCGUGUAGCGACACUAUGCCUGCGAAUAGUGCUUGCACAGCACCGGUUAUAAACAACAAGCAGUUGAUUGAAAUGAUGAAAAGUUCUUUACCCCAAUUAGUGGUUAAGAUAGAUCAGAUUAAUGUGUCGCAGUACUUCUCACCGGAACAGAAAGAUGCGAAAUGUAUGACCGUCGCCUCGAAGAAGAAGCAGAAGAAGAACACCACGUGCAAGGCUGAUGAUAGCAACGUAGAUGUAAGGAUUGAUCCCAAAGAUACGUCGAAGAAUGUAUGUUCCGUUGAAAGGCGAAAUUGCGAGAUCAGUGUCCAAAAGACUGAGUCACAGGACCAUAAGGAGAAGAAGGACGAUUCUCCUGCAGUAUUCGAUCUGCUACAGACCAAAUUGAUAAAAUCAACUCCCAUUAUUUCUAUGAAAGAAUGCAAGGUGAUCUUGCAAAGGAUAACAUUGCCGAAAACGGUAAAAGCGACGACGGAGGAGAAACCGGAACAAGAUGAAACGCCAGCCACAUCGGUAAUAGAGAAAUUAGCAGAGGAUGAAGAAGUCGUGUUUUCCUUGCCUUUACCCUCCACGGAGGAUUUACAGCCGUUGAACAAUUUGGAUUCGUCUGAAACGACACCAAGUUCACCGGAGAUGUUGGAACCUACCACGGAUGUCCCAGAAGCUAUUGACACAGAGACGGAAACCGAAACCGGGUCCGAUAGCUCCGAAAUGUCAACCACGACCAAUGUACGUGGAUGUGAGGAUGAUACCGCUUCUGAUCAAAUAUCGUGUCAGGAGAACGAGUCCAUGUGCUGCGUUGAUAUUAAUCCGGAGAUCAUAUCGAGGUUGGAGCCAGAGAGGCCGGAAGCUUUUACAGAAGAUUCAGCGGAAAGUCUAGCGCUUGCCACUGGUGCGCGGGACGAAGUUAGAUCGGAUGGAAGCGAUUCUGGUUUAGGAAGCGAGAUACCCGGUGAUCCUGGGCCUGCACCGGUUCCCGAAAGCGAUUCCGAAACUUCUUUCUUGGAUAGGAUACCCGAUGAUAUUCUCUCCGAUAAAGAAAAAGUUGUGAAUCAAUUGGACAGUUUUGUACCGAAUGUGGGUGUACCGGGUACACCACAACCACCAUUGACGAAUUUUCGGAGUCCUCCAAAGAGUAAUUUAAAACGAAGAUUGAUAGAUUGCAUGGAUGGGGCUCCUAGUCCGAAGAGAAGCAAUACGGAAGAAACCAUGAAAAAGAAACGCAAUAUUCAAUUCGACGCUGUCACCGUGUAUUAUUUUCCCAGAGCACAGGGUUUCACUUGUGUACCUUCUCAGGGUGGCAGCACCCUUGGCAUGAGUGCGACGCAUACUCAUGCAGAACGGUUCUCGUUAUCGGAGCAUGCUGCUGAACAGAGGCGAAUUCAUCGUGCUAGACUAGCUCAAUUGCGCUCCGAGCGUGCUGCAAAUUGCGUAUCGGAAGCAGCCUCUAGCUCCGAGGAUCCCAGCGAUGAUACGGACGAGGAACAAAGUGAUAACGAAGAACUGGAUAUCGAUAGUUAUUAUUUCCUGCAGCCAGUACCUACGUGGCAGAGACGAGCUUUACUUAGGGCGGCUGGAGUACGUAGAAUAGAUGCUGUCGAAAAGGACGAGUGCCGUGACAUUAGAGCUAGCAGAGAACAUUGCGGUUGCGGGUGCAAAGGAUAUUGCGAUCCAGAGAGUUGUCCUUGUAGUCGAGCUAAUGUAAAGUGCCAGGUUGAUAGAGCGGGUUUUCCUUGUGGAUGUACCCGAGAUGGUUGUGCGAAUAGUUCAGGCAGGAUUGAGUUCAAUCCAGUACGAGUGCGAACGCAUUUCAUUCACACUCUCAUGCGGCUGGAGUUAGAAAAAAAGCAACGAGAAGAAGAGAGUACGGAUCACGACGCUUCCGACAAUCAAAACGGCAGAAGUCCGUUAAGAGAAAUCAAUUUGGGAUCCGUGAUGGAGAAUAGGACCACAGAAUCGUGUCUGAACGGUGGUGGAUUUACGACGCUUCAUUACGAAAAUCACGACGCUAGGGACGGCGGGACGAAUUGUCAGCCAGAAGUACCUGGUACUAGAGAGGAUAGUCUGGAUCUUUACGCAAUUAGAGACGAUUGCUAUCCUAACGAAGACACUGUUGAUGGUACGCAGGGACCUCAAAGGAAACUUCAUCCUGAGUUUAGUCAAGCUUUUCAAACGUUCUCAGGCCAAACAAGUACCGGAGUAAACUUUCAACAGCCUACUUAUCAGGACUAUCAACCUUACGCUAACCUUCCUUCUACAUCUAGGGUGCAAUUUCAGCCGCAAUUUCAAACGGUGCCAGGAAAUCCAGGGUUCUCACACUAUGCGCCUUAUGGGCAAGACGCCGGAUCAAUUCAGGGAAACUGCCAGGUCCAUCCCGGACAACACUCAUCCAGUUACGAAACUAGCUUUGCCCAGGACGAAACAACCGGAUCACAAUACACGAAUUUAAAUUCGGUGCAGCCGAUGAAUACAGUGGUUCAACAAAUAGGUAAACUAGAACCAUUUUCAGAACUUUUGUCUGGUAGAUAUUCGUACUAUGGUGAAAUGGAGCCUGCGGCGCAUGGUACUUAUCACGGGAAUGGAACCAAGGUCGAGGUAGAAAAGAACCAAGGUAACGAACAACAAUCGGAAAGUACGGAAGAGUGUGACGAAAACUUUGGGGAAAUUAUUAAAAAGUCAAUGGUUGAGACUGUAUCCGCUUAGGUUAAACUGUAGAUACGAAGAAUUGUCUAUCUGCGAAUCCGUCAAAUCGUUUUUGACCCAUAGUGAUUUAUAACGAAAAAUAGAAUUUAACUUUCGUCAUUGGAAACCUUGCGAAUGAAAAAAUAAGAAAAGAAGAAAAGAAGGAUAACGAAGAAAUAUCUCGAUAAGAAGGUGCUGGCAAUUUGACCAGAUAGACUUCCAUGCGUUAGAUAAAUCCGAGUAAAUUGUUUAUGUGGUUUUCGAAUAGAACAAAGGUUCGUUUCGAGAAUCACUCGCGUUCAACUAUGAUGAGUCCCGUGGAUGUCGUUAGAAAAAUUAUACGUGUGCGUCCGCCCGGGAUGGAAGCUUGAGACAUUGUCCUUGUUCCUUUAUUAUAAGAUUGUCGAUUGUAUAAUUGAUCGAAUGGAUAAGACGAUGUUCUCAAUAAACGUGAAGAGAAUCCGGGGCCGCCAGUUCGGUGAAGGAUUUUCGGGGGAAGGUCUUCGUCGAAAAUCUCCAUGAACAGUCUCCUUGACACGAAGUUGCAGAAGAUAUUCAACGAGGUUGUGACCAAGAAACAACAUAUGGGAUCAGUUUAGAUUGCAGUUUAUAAUACUUAACUUUAAUAUUACGAUCGCGGGCCUUGUGUCUUUGUAAAAAAGAACAGAAAAAAAGGUUUUUUCGGAUCCGUGUGACAGCUGCGAUGGCGAACAACUUAGUAUUUAUAGCGAAUUCGAAAGAUGUUCGCGUUGCUGAUUAGAAAGGAAGAUAGGCACAUGAUUGUACACACAAAACACAUAUAUAUGUGACCACGAAAUGUGAACGAUUGUGAUACUUGUGCAUAUGAAAAUGCAGUUUGCCAGGAUCGUAGGUUAAGAAAAUAAAUUAUGGGACUUUUUUAUGCCAGUUAGUAAGGGAUCGAGUUUGAAUGGUUUUUCAAUCAACAGACGAUGAUAAAUGACGAUAGAGAAUAGAUUUUCCGUCGUAUUGUAAUAAAUUCAGAAGCAUCGCGGUUACUUACAUGUUUCCAAUGUUAGAGGAACCAUGAUUGGUUGGCAUACCAAGUGCACGCUGUCUACAGAACAUAUAACGUUUAAGGUCUCAUAUAUUUUUUUCAUUCUUUCAUAUGGCACCUUGAAAUUGCAGGUCCUUUUUUAAUAUCACGCACAUUGUGCGAGGAAUAGCAAAAUGUGAAAACUUUUUAACGAAAAUGUAUAAGUUAUCGAUUAUUGAGGAUACUCGAACCCAAAUGAUCAACGGCUCAAUUUUGUUGUCUGUCUAUAUUCGCAAUUUCAAGGUAAGAGUUAACACGAACAAAGUAAAGAAAAGAUACCCGCGCGAGGUUUUCUCAUUUUUUGAAAAACAUUGCGGUAAACAAAGUCUGAUGGCAAAUAUUAUCUCGUUCGGAUGUUGUUUUGCACACCCAUUGUUAUUCACCUUGUAGAUUUUCAGACAUAGACCUCUUUAGCAUCCCGGGACGUUGAUCGCUAUACCCACGAUUGAUUAAAAUAUGAAACGUAAGAAAACAAUGAUAAGACGAUAGUAUUAAAUUUAUACAUACUUAUUGGAUGUGUCAGCUCCCAAGCACUUUUGACGAUCUUCUAUUUCCGUAUUUUACACUGUGUUCAUCGUCGCUGAUUGGUGCCUAAAAUCGUUACGUUUGUUGUCAGUGUACAGUGAUAACGAAAUCUCACUAUCGAAAAUAGAAGAAACGAAAGGAACAUAGAUUUAACGCGUUGAAACAUUGCGAGGGAUGUGACACCUCCGUAUGACAUAAAUAUACAUAUAAACUACACGUAUGUAAGUAACUUUUAGAGUAUUUGAGUAAAAAAAGGCAUACCUAGUUGAUAGCGUUUUAUUAAAUGUUGUGAAAAAGUC